UUCUCUCUACCUUUUGGCUGUCAAAUAUGCACAAUCAAACACAAUAUCCCGCUAUUAUUCCUUCUUCUACUAUCAUACGACUGAUUCUUGUGAUAAGCUAGUUCUCUUCUAGCUACAUUCCUAAAAGGUGACGACUUAAGUUUUUCAACCAUAUUCAUCGUCGCAUAUCGAAUUGUACAGGCAUUACUCAAGACAUUUCUACCCGCAUAACAACAUUGUAGUGCCAUAUUUCAAGUCAUGCCAGCAUGGCCCAGGUUUAUGUCUUUGCGACGUCAAUAUCUCUACAAAGCACUCGACAAAAAUCAUCAAAAGCAUCCCAUCAAACAUCCACAUACACGGUUCCUAUCGCGACUUUUUUGCGCAUUGGCUGUCCUCUUUUCAUAUUCAAUCUAUCAAUCAUUCCGGACUGACCUCAAACAGUCAGGAUCUUGGGGAUGUGAAAUGAGCUGGAUGUCGCCUUCGUAUCGCCGGCUGGAAUGGACAGAAUUCAUUUCAACGAGAUAUGCCUUGUACCUUUAUCGCGAGCAAGGCUUGGACUCGGAAGAUACGCUUUCGGGACACCCUGUUCUCUUUGUACCUGGGAAUGCUGGCUCAUAUCAGCAGGUCCGCUCGAUCGCCUCCUCAGCAUCCAAGCAGUACUAUGAGCAAGUGAAGGCGAGGGAACGUAAUGUGGUGACUGGGAAGAAGAUUGACUUCUUCACGGCUGAUCUGAAGGAAGAGUUCUCUGCGUUUCAUGCGCGGACUGUACGCGAACAAGCAGUUUUCAUCCAACACUGCAUCAAGGGGAUACUCCAGGAGUAUACGCAUCUACCGCAAGAAAAGAGGCCUACGCAGGUUACUCUACUUGCGCACUCCAUGGGGGGUGUUGUUGCUCGCUUAGCAAUGGAUCCAAUUACUUCGAUUUCAGUUGACAUUAUCGUGACCUUGUCGACGCCUCAUAUCUUACCACCACUUGCUCUCGAACGUGACAUGGAUUCCAUAUACUCAUUGAUAAGGUGGAGGAGACAGCAUAUCAGUACCCAUCCGCCAUUAAUAUCCAUAUGUGGCGGCAUUUCAGAUACACAAAUUGUAUCGGAUAGCUGUGCGCUGCCCUUUUUUCAGGCAGGCAAUAACAGUGACAUUGCCGUUUUCACCACUGGCAUACCUGGUGUAUGGACUGCUGUCGAACACCAGGCCAUAAUCUGGUGUCAUCAAAUCCGCUGGCGAAUUGCUAGGAUGUUGCUUGACAUGUCAAGUAGGGCAAAUACAACUGCAAAAUUGGUUACUGCAAAAGAGUGGCUUCUCGAUUAUCAGGAAGAUGAAACCUUGAAAGAACCACGUAGCGAGAGACAACAUGAUUAUUCGGUGUCAUCUCGCAAUAUGACCUUCAUUGGACUUCAUCAACCAAGCAAGGCCUUCGUUGCCCAACAAUGCAAUGGUCUCGAGCGUUGUAGAACGGUUCCUUCAGUAAUGAGUCUUCUUCCAUUCCCAAAUAAUCCUAGUGACCCAUUUCCGCUACCGGGAGAGGGGAUUAAACCAAGUGAAGUAAUGCUAGUAGCUGAAAUAAGCCUCUCAUCGACCAACACAGUGGUCAAAAUAAAUGCAUCGCAGUAUGGGCAAACCAUUGCAGGAUCAAGAGAACACCAUUUAGUCAAAGGGAAUAGCUGGAAAGUUAAUUCUUCAUUGCCAUCUUUGACCACUCAUCACCUCUUCCAUUUUGAGAAUGCUUUUCUCUCCUCACUGGUUACUCAUUCUCUUGAUAUCACUCUUGGCCACUGCAAAGAUUUUAAACCAUUAAUUAAGCACAUAUCUCAACCAGCUUUGGAGUUGCAAAGCGCUACAUUCGAAUCCAAUUAUUAUUUUGCAUCAGGCCGACCCAUACAUCUACAUUCUCAUUCUACUGCGGGACCCUUCUUACCUUACCAAGACAGAGCUGGCAUUUAUCUGGAGAUAUUUCAAUCGCCCUUAUGUCCUGUACAACAGGUGUCGCUCAGAAAAAAUUACUACAACGUACUGGCCAAAUCUGUGACUCGGUACCGUAUGGUCGUUCUUGCAUGGCCAGUAGGGUGGGCUACUGUGGUUCUUCUGUUUCAAUUAUCAGAUUUUAUCAACACAGGUGAGAUACUUCCCUGGAACUCGGCAUUAGAAAGGAUUGCAAGGCGCCGGAUGCCAAUUUGUAUUGUUCUGCUCCUUCUGGGAGCGACUAUACAAUCACAGCUACCGGAUUUUCCAAUGUUACACACCUUUUUUCUGGGUGUUAAUCAACUGGAAAUGGUCCCUCUGGUGGGAAUUCUGGGGGUGUGGACGUUUGGGUUGUUAUGUGUUGUGUCUUUUGUAAUCACCGCCUGCCUCUGGCUUCUUGGCUGCAUUAUACAACAGCCUCACGGUCAUGAGCGAUUGGAAGAUGAGACUAAAUCAAAGCAUGAUUGGCUGGGAGUUGUGAUGAUUGGGGCCGCUGCAGUGCUUGUCAAUCAAGUGAUUCCCCAUCAACUGAUAUUCCUCUUAUGUGUUAUUCUUUUGUGGUUAUCCGCUGCACGGUCAAAAGCCCUAAACGAUCGAUAUCAUCUAAUUUCUACUUGUGCAAUAUUCACAACUCUGUUGAUCCCCUUCAAAAUCCUUCACGUAGCAAUCUGGAGCAGAAACAUUUGGACUGGAAGUGCAGCUCUUGUCAGUACAGAUAAUAAUUUCUACUAUGCCAUACCUCCAGUCCUUUUGGUUAAGUGUGCAUCCUGUGGUGGGACAAUACAGAAGAGACAUGUUUGCUUAAAAGCAUGUCGAAUUGCUCUCAUAAUAUUGAUCAUGUCUUCUUUCUCUGUUGGUGCGCGGUGGACUUGGAUUCUAUCUCCUAUAGCAAACGCGGUAUUGAUUUUGUUUGUUGCUUCCAUAAUUUAGAUACUAUGAUAUGCGACAAAACCAAUUUACAUAAAUGUUGUUUGCUUCCGGCUUGGGAAGGUUAGGGCUUUUCUCACAUUACUACUAUAUCAUUCUUCCCAUAGCAGAUACAAAAAGAUAACGAGAAAAACAUAGAUAAUAGGGGUAGACAAAAUGUGACGCUUGGAGUGCCACUUGACAAACAGAUGGUGCACUGAGAGGAUGAUGCGUUGAAGAAGUGAUAAACUAGCUUGCAUGUGCUGUGCGCGGCCAUGCGCUGCUGCAUGUUCAGUUGUGUGGGCAGUACCUGUAGCUCAGUUUAUGUUGUCCCAACCAUCAUGAAGCUCUGUCUGCGAGUCCAGCGAACCAGUAUUGUGUAGCUUCAGUGGUGAUAACCAUCUAUUAUAUGUGUAACAGCUCCUCUCGUAGUAGUCG
Molecule: messenger RNA, 3285 nt
Organism: Cryptococcus deneoformans JEC21
Lineage: Eukaryota; Fungi; Basidiomycota; Tremellomycetes; Tremellales; Cryptococcaceae
Product: ER-associated protein catabolism-related protein, putative
Exons: 9
Coding region: 238-2871 (877 amino acids)
Biological process (GO): endoplasmic reticulum to Golgi vesicle-mediated transport; GPI anchor metabolic process
Cellular component (GO): endoplasmic reticulum
Molecular function (GO): phosphatidylinositol deacylase activity
Source: RefSeq, a predicted model, not a curated record